GGGUGGGACAGGGCGGGGAUUGGGAGCCCCACGGAAGCGGCGCAGGGCGUGGGUCCGAGCGGAGCGGAGCGGAGCGGAGCGCCGCCUCCCCGGGCCGCGGGGCGGGCCGGGCUGCCGAGGCCUGGCCGAGCCGGGAGCGGGGCCGAUGGAGGAGGAGGAGGAGGAGGAGGAGGAGGAAGCCGGCGGCGGGGGAAGGGGGGUCCCGGCGGGCGGCAUCGCCCUGCACGACUUCAGCGGGCGGCUGGGCGAGCAGCGGGUGCAUUUCCACGCCAUGAGGCUGCGGGACUCGCUCUUCCUCUGGGUGGGCGCCGCGCCCGCCCUCGCCAGCCUGGCCGUCGCCAUGUGCAGCCCACGCGACAGCAUCCCGGUGGCCGCCUCGCUCCUGGGGGACCCCUCGGACACCACCUCCGCCUGCCUGGCCCAGCGCUUGGCCAGCAAGACCAAAAAACAGAUAUUUGUCAGCUACAAUCUUCAAAACACAGACAGCAGUUUCACCUUACUCAUAGAAAACAGGAUCAAAGAAGAAAUGAUGGCUUUUCCAGAGAAGUUCUGACAUUGCUUCACUGUAAAAUAACCUGAAGUUUUUGUUUUAGAAAAACUGCAAUUUUCACACUAAGUUAGUAUAUUUGUUUUGUAUUGUUUUGAUUUAAUUUGCAGUUAUUAAAUAUAGAUGGACCUAAA
Messenger RNA from Tyto alba (common barn owl), 681 nucleotides. It is a transcript of the gene PSMG4, whose product is annotated as proteasome assembly chaperone 4. The record is from RefSeq and is a predicted model, not a curated record. The transcript has 3 exons. Bases 146 to 553 code for a protein of 135 amino acids. NCBI's taxonomy places the organism in Eukaryota, Metazoa, Chordata, Aves, Strigiformes, Tytonidae. Gene Ontology annotation, biological process: proteasome assembly.